Symbiodinium necroappetens is the source of this 4173-nucleotide messenger RNA. The record is from the annotation of a GenBank genome assembly. Lineage: Eukaryota; Dinophyceae; Suessiales; Symbiodiniaceae.
AUGAAGAUGUGGAGAUCUUGGAAGAGAACCAGGCAUCAUCCGGGCAUCCGAUGCCAGCAAUGCUUCGUAGCCCUUGGUCAUUGUUUUGCUCAGGGGCCCCGAAAAAACCGCAACCCACAGAUGGUGUCCUUGACAUGGGCUCGCUUGAUCUGUGCACUGCUUUCUUUGCUUUUGGGUCCCAGCUCUGCGACUCCGAGCGCUUUGGACCAGGUCCUGGGAUCCGGCUACGCCCUCGGGGAGCUGCUCUUAGGGGAGGACUGGCGGAAGGUGAAAGCCUCGCUGGGUCGGAUCAGCGAGGAGGUCGAGGCCAUCUCUCACAUCCUUGGCGACUCUCCGGAAGCUGCGCAUCGCUCCGAUGCCCCGGUGAUCAGCGCUUUGGGAGCCAUCUGCGAUCUCCACUCGGAAUUCGGUUCUGAGACAUCGUCGAGCCCAUCACCGAAGUUGCCCGAGAAGCUCCCGCUGCAGCUUGCCCUGUCUUUUCGCCUGCUCACGCGUUUGGCCACCACUCUCCGACGGUCUCUGGACGUGCAAGUGAUGCAGGACAUGGUCUUGCCGGUAUCGCCGAUGUCGGCUGCGCAAGACUCCGAUGAAGGAGUCAGUACAGAAAGCCCAAUAAAGGAGGAGCCAGCUCAAAGGGCGCCUUUGGAGGCAGAGACUUCCUCAGUUCAACCCGAGAGCUUCAAGGAGCCUUCAGAGUCCUGGCUGGCCAUGGCCGUGCAUGCCUCGGAUGUACUGCAAUCCUGGUUGGGACGACUUUGCCACGCGGGUGAAAAGUUUAUGUGGCUGAGUGUAUUCGGCCUGGAUCUGUUCGUCGUCAUUGCCAUGAUGCUGUUCAUGGAAUCAAUCGGUGGCAAGAGGCCGCGGAGAUCUCGACUGUUGUCCAAGCGUGAAGCCAAGGAGUUGGCAAAGAAGGCAACUGCUGCAGCUGCCGCCGGCAAACCGGGCACACCGAUCCCGACCCCAACAUCUGCAGCCGGACGGGAGAGCUCGCAGUGGCUCGCAUGGCUGUCGCAGGAGGAACUCCUCGCGGCUUUGCUGAAGGAGCACUGGUUCAAGUUCGCUGUAGGUCUUGGCCUUGCCAUUAUCGUUCGACUGCUGCAGCGAGUGAUGUCCAAGGAGAGCUUGACGUACCACCUGAUCGUCAACGUUACCAUGACUCUGCGCUUUGUUGGGCUCGCUCUGGUGUUGUUGCGUGAUGCAAUGCUCUCUCCCAAUCCGGAAGACGUGGCCAGGGAGGCCGUCAAUGUGCUGGCAGUUCAGGUGCAGAACAUGUUCGCUUCGCGGUUCUUAUCCACUUUCGAGACACAGGUGGUGGGUUGGCAGAAGACGCUGGCCAACAUCAGCGAGACGACCAACCUCUUGGGUGAGGUACUGCGAACGUGGGAUUUCUUGGAGAACUUGUUCAUCCAUUCCGAAGAAGUGAAGAAGGAGUUGCCGGACGAGUCAGAGCGUUUCCUGGAAAUAGACGACGAUGUGAAGCAGCUGCUCCGUCGAGGUUUUGAGGCCCGGUUUGCUAAAGUCUUUUGUGCCGACCCAAGCAUCUACCAGGUCUUGGAGAAGACCCAAACUCAGCUCUCCAUGUGCGAGAAGGCGCUCAACGAAUUCAUGGAUGGCAAGCGCUGGGACCCUCGGGAGUUUGAGCUCGCAAGUCAAGCAUUCCCGCGAUUCUACUUCAUGUCUUCGGCGAACCUGCUGGAUGUUCUGAGCAACGGGAACAACCCUGCACGGGUCGUGCCUCAGUUCCCAAAGUUCUUCAACGCCAUCGAGAAGUAUGACUUGGAGUACCCGGACGGUCCCGGCACCCGACCGGUCGCGACCGGCAUGCAUGCCUGCAUCGGCAAGGAGUUCGUCCCCUUUCCAGAACCGCUGCCCCUCAACGGGAAGGUCGAAGUAUACUUGGAGCGCUGCAUCGAGGCCUUCCGGGGAGCUCUCAAGCACUUUGCCAUCAGAGACCUGCGCAGCUAUGCAGAGUAUGAGUGCGAGGCAGACGGCGUUGCCCGUGGUAAGUGGUUGCUGGAAGUGAAGGCGGCACAAGGUGCGCUGCUGGUACAGCUUAUCACAUGGGUUCAGCUGGUCGAAGGCGCAUUUCAGGUUCCACCGGACCCCGACGAUGACGAUGAGGUUGCCGAGGAAGUUGAGACGAAGGCCAAGCUGCGCGGCAAGAGAAUCCGAUCAGUCAUGUGUGCCAUCACGUUAGAUGCCCACAAUCGGGACGUUCAGGAGCGGUUGGUCAAGGAUAAAGUCACUUCGGCCGACCCGCCUGGCGAGGGGACGGCACAGAUGCAGAUCUGCGAUGCUCGCAUCUGGUAUGCUUACGAGUACCUGGGAAACGGGCCACGCCUGGUGGUGACACCCCUGACAGACCGCAUCUAUGUCACCGCCACACAGGCUUUGCACCUCAACAUGGGCUGUGCACCUGCAGGGCCAGCAGGUACAGGCAAGACCGAGAGCACCAAGGAUACUCAGCAGAUGCAGGGUUCAGUGCAGCGCUGUGCCGUGUUGCCGUGUAUCUUGAGCGCAAUGAACAGCUGUAGUUGUAAAGGCGAUGUGGGCCGACAAAACAAGGGACCGGGAUAUGCGGAGGAUCUGGCAAACGCUUUGGCACGUGCCUGCUAUGUGGGGAUCUCAGAUUGCAAGUUCGCCGUCGAAAGCCGCUUGAUAUUCACUCCGGCUGACUUUGGUCUGCUGGCAUACGUGCGAAUUUCCGCAUGGGUGCUGCUUUUGCUGACAUCCUUCCACCCCAAGGUUGGAUCGUCCACUGACUUCUAUGAGACCGACUCCACAGCGAGCUGUGUAGACCUGCUUCAAGUUGGCCUGCAGAUGCGCGGGCAUCUGGCAGCAUCCAGGAGUGGAGAAUCUUUUGUUCAAGAGUUGGAAAACCAGGAUGCAUCCUACACCGGUACGAUCUCCAUUGGCGGCCAAGAGCUGCAGGCCAUCCUGGACACAGGCUCCUUCGAGCUCGUCGUCUUUUCCACACGCUGCAACGGCUGCGGAGCUGCCGGGGAGAGUGGCUUCAAUCAGACGUCAAGCCAGACCUUCCGAGCCGGCAACCUCAUGCAGCAGCUGAGCUACGGCAGCGGGGACACGCUAUGCAGGGACGCAGUUGACAAGCUGCAGAUAGGACCGCUCUCCGUGGAGAAACAGCCCAUGUGGCUUGUGAUGGAAGCGAACAUGGGCAUCCUUGGGUCUGCCGAAUUCCAGGCGAUCCUAGGAUUGGGGCCACCGACGGCCGUGAAGGAGCAAGCAAAGAUGGACCGAGAGCAGCUGGAGAAGCUGGAAGAGAAGCUGCAGGGCUGGGGCGCCGUCCUGCCGGCCCGCCUGCAGAACCGAAUCGAGGCCAAGAUGGCAGCCGAUACCGUCCUGGAGAACCUGGACGACAGCGUGCCUGCGAAUCUCCAGAUGCGGUACAUGUCAGUCUGCAUAGGAGCCGCCGAAGGCUCGAAGGGAUAUAUGAUCUGGAACGAUCUGCCACCAGCAUCGCGACCGGAGCCCUUUCGGAGGCUCUCCGUGGUGGGCUCUGUGACCUGGGGCCUCAGCCUGAAGAAUGUCCGGCUGGUGCAGAAAGACGGCUCGUCCCACACAGUUGGUUGUCGGGAGGGCUGUGGAGCCAUCCUGGACACCGGCACAUCCCUCAUCUCGGGUCCAACUGCAGCUCUCACAGCAAUGGGUGGGCUCUUAGAAGCCAUUGGGGCAGACUGUGCUAAAGAGGAGACCCUGCCCGAUCUGGAGUUUGAUCUGGGAGGGCAGACCAUCGUCCUGUCACCUGAUGCCUACAUUGGUCUUGUGACAGGUAUCAUGCCAGCACCCUGGCGUCUCCUUUUCAAGCAAAAGCCCUUCAUCAAGGUUCAUCAAUGCGAGCUGCUGAUGAUGGACACAGGACAAUCCAGAUCCGACGCGGGAGAGCUGUGGAUCAUAGGCUUGCCAUUUUUCCGCAAGUACUACACGACUUUCGACUUCGGGGAGCAGUCCAACGACAAGGUGUCGGAUAUCUGGAUUCGGGAGUCGGAUUCAGACUGCAAGCCUGCAGCGGCCAACUCUUCGAAACUCAAAGUCUCAGCAAAGAACCACUCAAAGUUAAGCGAGUUCAAUGUCUCGCUGCGGCAAGUCGAUCAAAGCAAGUUGAGGCUUCCUCCGUGGAUGGCAAAUCGAAGUGAUGUGGUCCUGAAGCUGUAA